This is a messenger RNA of Priapulus caudatus, 722 nucleotides long. RefSeq names its product spermatogenesis-associated protein 4-like. The transcript has 6 exons. Gene Ontology annotation, cellular component: axoneme. NCBI's taxonomy places the organism in Eukaryota, Metazoa, Priapulida, Priapulimorpha, Priapulimorphida, Priapulidae. Bases 3 to 722 code for a protein of 239 amino acids. The record is from RefSeq and is a predicted model, not a curated record. Gene Ontology annotation, molecular function: microtubule binding. Gene Ontology annotation, biological process: regulation of cytoskeleton organization.
ACAUGGCUGGGUUACCUAGAGAAGUGAUUAAGUGGUUGCAAAGCCUUGAUUUAACAUUUGCUGUGAAGAACACAAAGUGGGAUUUCUCGAAUGGGUUCUUGGUAGCAGAAAUAUUUUCCUGGUAUUUCCCGCAAGACAUCUACAUGCAUAGUUAUAGUAAUGGAACUUCACUGCAGUCCAAAAUGGGCAACUGGACUCGACUUCAAAGGUUUAUAGAGAAACAGAAGCUGUGCAUACCGACAGAUCUGAUCGAUGGAACGAUACAUUGCAAGGAGGGAGCUGCCCAAGUGCUGAUAGAAACAAUCUAUGCUUUGCUGACAAACAGAAGUUUGCAGAAGCUGCAGAGAGAGGGCAGCAGCAGCAGCAGCGGCAGCGCGGCACGCUUUACAGACUGGAGCUACCAGGCCACGCUGCCGAUGCACGCUCGCUCCACCGCCUCCACCGCAAUCAAGAACAAUCUGAGGCUCACAGAGUUCCUCACCGACCCCAGCAUCAGCCUUGGUCAGACGAAGGCGCAAAGUGUGAUUCAGGACCACAUCCGGCUUCGCUCCCAGGAGAAGUUGGAGAGUCCCGAGCGAUUCGACAUCCGUCCUACGCUCCCGCAGCUGAGCCCCUCACCCAGACCUGCACGGAUGGUGUCCACUAGAUCCACGGGAGUGUCCACCCCCGUGAAACAAGCCGACGCUGUGAAUCCGCCGACAGGGGGCGCUGAUUGGGUCUAA